Molecule: messenger RNA, 260 nt
Organism: Funneliformis mosseae
Lineage: Eukaryota; Fungi; Glomeromycota; Glomeromycetes; Glomerales; Glomeraceae
Source: the annotation of a GenBank genome assembly
AAUAUGAUGAGAAAAAUAAAGGCUCAAUCAAUAAGGAAUAUGAUAAGGAAAGUGAAGGUCUGAUCAAUAAGGAAUAUAAUAAGAAAAAUGAAGGCUUAAUUAAUGAGGAUGAUGAGAAAUAUGACAAGGAAAAUGCUAUAGAUCCAUUAAACAUACAAAGUGAUGAUAUAUUAAAAGAGAAAUUUUCUGAUUUUGAAGGGUUUGAUGAUGAAUAUAGUCCAUAUUUUUCAAACUUUACAUCAGCCAUAAUGUUUUUUUAG